Penicillium taxi is the source of this 960-nucleotide messenger RNA. RefSeq lists its product as uncharacterized. The transcript is spliced from 5 exons. Bases 1 to 960 code for a protein of 319 amino acids. Lineage: Eukaryota; Fungi; Ascomycota; Eurotiomycetes; Eurotiales; Aspergillaceae. The record is from RefSeq and is a predicted model, not a curated record.
AUGGUCGACGUCCGGUCCAAGAACCUCUACGAGCUGCUCGGUAACGACCCUGAGCUCGACCCCAGCCGUCCUCCCGCGCCUCCCGCUCGCGCUGUUGACCGUCCCGCUGCCCGUAUCGGAAAGCGUGAUGCCCCCAAGGAAGCUCCCGCUGCUCCCACCACCGCUCCCCGCGGUGACAACAAUGGCCGUCGUGGUGGCCGUGUGAAUGCCGGCAAUGAUGCUGCUUUCCGUGACCGCAACGCUGGUCGCACCAACAACCGCUCCAAGCCCACCGACGGUGAGACUGAGCAGACCUCCCGCCCUCGUGGUGGCCGCGGCCGUGGUGACCGCCAGUCCCGCACCGGUCAGACUGACACCCGCAAGCAAGUCCAGCAGGGCUGGGGUGGCGAAUCUGGCGAGAAGACCUGGGACGACGAGCGCGUUGGCGAGAACAUCGCCAAGGAAGACGAGAAGGAGCCCCAGACUCCCGCCGAAGACGUCGAAGAGGCUGACAAGUCCAAGUCCUACGAUGACUUCCUUGCCGAGAAGGCCCAGAAGGAGAGCCUUGCUGCCAAGCCCGUCCGCUCCGCCAACGAGGGUGUCAAGGCCGACAAGAAGUGGGCUUCUGGCACUGAGUUGAAGCGUGCCGAGGAAGAGGCCUUCAUCCAGGGUACCGCUGAGAAGAAGCAGCGCGAGAAGCAGCGCAAGGAGAAGAACUUCGUCGACGUUGACCUCCGCUACGUCGAGCCUCCCCGCAGCGCUCCCACCGGCGGCCGUGGUGGCCGUGGCGAUCGUGCCCCCCGCGGUGCUCCCCGUGGCGAGCGUGGUGACCGUGCUCCUCGCGGCGACCGCGCUCCUCGUGGUGACCGCGCUCCCCGUGGCGCUCCUCGUGGCGGUGCUCCCCGCGGUGGUGCCCCCCGUGCUUCCGCCGCUGGCCCUACCGUCGAUGAGAAGAACUUCCCGAGCCUGGGUGGUAACUAA